This is a messenger RNA of Diorhabda sublineata, 1061 nucleotides long. RefSeq names its product succinate dehydrogenase assembly factor 3, mitochondrial (gene Sdhaf3). Gene Ontology annotation, biological process: succinate metabolic process; mitochondrial respiratory chain complex II assembly. Gene Ontology annotation, cellular component: mitochondrion; mitochondrial intermembrane space. The transcript has 3 exons. Lineage: Eukaryota; Metazoa; Arthropoda; Insecta; Coleoptera; Chrysomelidae. The record is from RefSeq and is a predicted model, not a curated record. Bases 650 to 1009 code for a protein of 119 amino acids.
UUCGCACAAUCCGGACUCCACCAUGGAACAACCCUACAUGCCGAGGAAAAGACCGUUUUACCAAUGUGUGCCUCUGCAGCCGCAAGUAUGCUCUUAGUGAACAUAUCUAGCGUAUCGUUUAUAUUCGUAGAAAUGAUCAUGAUGCUUCGGAGAGAGAGGUAAACUCGGGCCAGUUUGCAUUUUUUAUUUGCCAGAAGCUUUUGGCAACAGUUUCUUUAUUAUAUUUAUUGGAUAUAUUAAUAGGAAAGUGGUCGCUAUCAUGUAGGUCAUCGGAAACUUGCCAAGAAAGAGAAAGUGCAGUUUUAGGGUCACAGAAGCUGAGGUUAAUAGCAGAAAAGGAACCUGAGGGGAUGUUAAAGUGAGUUUUGGAUCCAGUAUUUAACAGACAGAUACCAGUUGAAUUUAUGACUUUUUCUAUUGUGUUGCCUCUUGUGCGAGUUCGGGUGGCGCCCCACAUGUGCAUUAAAGUCUCCAACAAGAAUGUAUAGUUGGGGAAACUGACGAAUUAGGUCUGUUAAUUCUUUUUCAUCGAGGGGGUGAUCCGGUGGAAUUUAUAUACUGCAAAUGAUACAUAGGGAAGAGAAUUUGAAGAAUAUUAUGUAAAGUUGGAAUGUAAAUUAUUCGUCGAAAAUAAAAUUUCUCUAAAGGCAUGACUUAUACGCACGUCCAACGAGUAAGAAUUUUAUAUAAAACUAUAUUGAAAUUACACAGAAGUUUACCAAAUGAAUUGCAAAUUAUCGGCACUAACUAUGCUAGAGAAGAAUUCAAAAGACACAAACGAUGCAGUCGGAACGAGGCAAACAUUUUUAUGAACGAAUGGACGAAUUAUGCAAUAACUUUGGCUAAACAGUUAGGUCUGAGAGGUCCUCAAACAGGCUCCAAAAAAAUCGGUUCUGCUCUGGCUCCAUCGGCGCUAGAUCAAUUACGUGAUGAUCAGAUUAUACAAUUGUACGAAUUGAAGGAGGAAUCUUCGAGAGCCAAAAAUACGGAAGGAACUGUUGAGACAUAAUCAAGAAAAAUAAAUACAAUACUGUAGAAACGGAAAUAAAUUAUUAAUCGAU